AGCUUGGAAGUGGAAAAACGUGUUGCUGUUCGAAUAGACAAACUAUUUUUGCUCCUUGGGCAGGUUGCAGCCAACAUGCUUCGCUUGGCUAGGGUGGGAAUGCUAAUUUCCAAUCAGUUAAGGAAGAGAAUUCCAGCAGAAGCAAUUGUUGAGCUAGACAAGGCGAAAGGUUUCCUAGACAACUCGAUAAGAAUAGCGAGGGAAGUACCUAUCAAAUCAGUGAAGCAGAGAGGUAGAUUGAGAAAUGGAAAUUCGGCAGAGAGUGGAGACAAUGGACGCGUAGCAAUGACCAUACUGCUGCAGUCGUUUGAUUUAUUAGGGUUCCUGAGCCUCGCCAAGCAAGAAUUGCAAGAGUCACGGGAUGAGAACUCACAUCUUGUUGAAGCUGAAGACGCCCUUUUAGGAUGCAUGUCUUCUUACAAAGAGUUCGCUCAUGAGAGGUCGGUCUGUGGUUUCAUUGAGGCGAAGGUUGAGCAUCUUUCAUGCUUAAAGCAUCCAGCAAGCUUGAUUGAGGAUAUCGCUCGGGCAGGGAUGCAGCAUUCUUAAAAAGUCAAUAUGCAUGAGCUGAAACACGAGAAAUUAGUCAAGUUGAAAAGGAAAUUUCUCAAAUGAGGAGACAUCAGAAGUAGACAGGACCUUCUUAAUGCCGGAUCUGGAGUUACUCUGUCGAGGUAUUAAGGCAAAACAGAACUUUCUUGUGCAGGUGUGUUCAACACUAACAUAUUUUAGGGAA
Syzygium oleosum is the source of this 733-nucleotide messenger RNA. RefSeq lists its product as uncharacterized. NCBI's taxonomy places the organism in Eukaryota, Viridiplantae, Streptophyta, Magnoliopsida, Myrtales, Myrtaceae. The transcript is spliced from 6 exons. The record is from RefSeq and is a predicted model, not a curated record. The coding region runs from base 76 to 546 and encodes 156 amino acids.